Molecule: messenger RNA, 3594 nt
Organism: Symbiodinium sp. CCMP2592
Lineage: Eukaryota; Dinophyceae; Suessiales; Symbiodiniaceae
Source: the annotation of a GenBank genome assembly
AUGCCGCAGCUGCCCUCGCAGAACGCUCGAAGCAGCCCCACUGACAGCUGGAACGGAGCAGCAGGCGGAGCAGGUUCCGAAAGUGCUGACUUGAGUCCCCGCAGUUUGCCCAGGUCAGAGCCCGAUUCUGCUGGCUCAGAGAAGCCGGGAAGGGCAGGGCUCAAGUCAGUUUCUACCGCUGCGAGGGCGGCAGUUCGGUUCAGGCACCUGGCUACGAGUGCAAAGACCAACGAAGCAAGCGAGAGCUCAAGCGGUCGUGAAGCACGGCUCAUUCGCAGACAUCCAUUUUUUGCCGACACUUCCAAAGACUUCCGCGAAGAGGUGGUGCAGGCGGUGAGGCCCUACAAUGUAGAUGCGAUCGAGCCCGGGAUCUCCAGAAAGGCGGACUCCCUCUCUGAUGCGCUCUUCGAUCCACUGCCGGCGAUCGUCACCAACCAGGUCAUCAUGCAGCCGGGCUGUCGUGUUCCUGACGAGCGGAAAGGCAUUGUCUUGGCCCUUGGUGACCAUCAAGACUUGCAGGUUUUGUACCAUCAGACAACGCUCAGCUCCGACUUGCACGACAGCUUCAUCCCGGGAGUUGCCGGCCAGGAUGUUGCGUUUCAGCUAGUGGAGCAGAGCUUAUUCCGUGUACAGAAGCGUCCUUCGGCGGAUCUUUGCCUGCUUCGUGCGGACGACCUGGAGCGCCUGUCACAGAGGUAUGCCGAGGAUUAUCAGAAGCUGCAUCAACGUGCACGCAAGAUGACGUGCAGCCUUAUCAGGGCAUGGGCUCGAAAGUUCCACAUGCGCUGCUAUCCCAAGCUUUUUUGCAAUGUUUCCCAGGAAUUCAUGUCCACCUUCGCGGAUUUGAUGCAAGUAAGAGUCCAUGCAGCCGGGCAGACGAUUUGCGCCGAGGGCGAUCCUGGCAAUUUCGGCUUCUACCUCCACUCAGGACGCGCCUUGGUCUGUCGGGGCAGCACUUCCAUCAUCAGAUUGUCUCGAGAGCAAGACGGUGCUUGGAAGAGUUGGUGGGGAAUGCUGGAGGUUGGUGCAACAUGUGUCGAGCAGACUUGCACCGUGGUUGCCGAGAGCGACUGCGUGGCCUGGGUCUUGCAGAUCAAGGACUCGGAGGAGCUCCGCGUCAAGUUCCCGCGCGAGAGCAGCCUCUUCGAUCGAAUCUCCAUCAGGCACCUGCAGCUUCUUAGCCCACACAUGGAUGGCAUGCGAAGCAUUGCAAUGUUCGCUGACUGCGGUCAAGAGUUCCAGGAGAUGCUGAGCAGCAACUUCGUGCAGAGGAUCUGCUCCCGAGAUGAGGUUGUCGUGCAGGAAGGAGAUUUUGGAGAGGAAAUGUUUGUGCUGGUGCUUGGCAAGUGCAAAGUUCUUCGAAGUGGCAGCGACCGGUUCAGUCGGCUACAUCCAGGAAGCUGCUUUGGAGGCCUCGCGGCUCUGGGAAUUUCCAAGACGCGAAAAGAGACCGUCAUGGCUGACACCGUCUGUGAUAUCCGGGCGCUAAGCCGCAAAGCGCUCUUGGCCGUUCUCGAUAAAUUCCCGGAAGAGGAGGAGCGAAUGAUGGCAAUUGUGGAGGCGCACAGCCAAAGCAGGAAGGCGGCCUCUCUGGCAUUGGAGCAAGCCAGUGCGGGCGAGGGAGGCUUCAGUCAGGAUUUUAUUCGAAUGCUGGUGGACAACAUGUAUGAACAACCCUACAUGGUGAACCAGGUCAUCCUGCAGCAGGGAAUGCCAGGCACCCAUUUCGUGGUACUGGUGCAUGGAAUUGUGGAGAUUGAAGCGAAUGGAAUGGUAGUCGCGACCGUGAGUGCUCCAGGCAUCUUCGGCGAGCGUGGCUUCCUGGUAUCCGGCAGUCGAAGUGGAGCAACGGUGAGAUGCACCACCGUGGCCGAGUGCAUGAUGCUUCCUGUGGAUGGCCCAUCCACGCCAGUGAUCCGGCAACUGUACCAGGCGGACAUCCAGAAGUUGGAGCGCAUGCUCCAGAAAAAAAUGCAGUCAACCGUUCAAACCUUGUCUCAGAAGGGUUCGAAUUUACCACAAGCGCAGCAGAACACAAGCUUCCUGAAGAACUGUGACCCGUCCUUCCUUACACGCAUGGCGCAGCAUUUGGAGAAACAGGUGUUCAUGGCUGGACAACCUUUGCUUGAAGAGGAUGUUGAUGCAGGCUUCUGCCUGCUUAUCCAACAAGGCGUGGCAUGCGUGGAGAAGGCAGGCAAGGUCGUGGCCAAGAUCGGUGCGGGAGAGUUCAUAGGUGAGCUCGUGGCUUUGGGAUUUGCCACUGCUGCUUCUCAAACCAUUCGAGCCGAAGAAAGGGUGCUGGCGUUCGCCAUAAAUAACGAUGCGUUCCGGGAGCUGGUGGACGAAUUUCCGGAGGAGAAGCAGAAGCUUUUGGAGCUCGCCCGGCAGCGCAUACAGGCCAAUGUUGGGCGGAGGCGGAGUUCACGAGGUUUGUUUGGUCGACCAGAUCUCCUCAAGGCUGUGAGUGUUGUUGCGGCAUUCCAGAAGAACGAGGAGCGACGAUCCUCUCGAAGUCUCACCGGCGAGGGCGUCCUGCUACAGCCGGAAGACACCCAUCAGGUGCGGCGACUUCCCGGCUACCGGAGUGGUGUUAAAUGGGUAAAACAACGGCGUGCAGCGCUUGAGGAAGCAACGUAUGUAAAGCUGAAGAGAACCACUCUCAGAAACCAACAAGCACCCGGUGACGAGUUUGAGCCGUUGGUGCCGCUGCCUCCGCUCCAGGGCUAUCGCCCCCCGGAGAAGGGCCCAGGAACACCGUGGUCUGCACAGUCGCAGCGUCAGGCCAUGCCUGCAUCGGUGAUGAGGUUGCGCAAGUUCAAGAAGCUGUACGGGAGGAACGUCUGGCUCGAGACGUGCAUUCCGUGGAGCCGACCCAGCAUACCCCCGCCGUCGGGCAGCUCAACGCCAAUCGCAGGCCUUGCGACGGAGGACAAGGGCAGUCGCUCCGCUGCACGGCCUCGUCCUCUGGAGCUGAAUGACGACGGGCAGGAUGCGGCACCUGUCUCGAUGGAGCCCGCCUCCCCAACUUCGCCGGAAGCAGCGAAAGCUUUGAGACAGAAGCUUGCCGGAACACUGGCUCCAUCCAUGUUCGAGCAGAUGCACAAGUGGUUCUCAGCUGUGCAGGGGGAUGACGAAGAGGAGCGCAGCCCAAUCGAGAAGCUGAGUCUCUUUCUGCAGCAGGAGGAGGAGGCUGAGGAAAGCUACAGACGAGAACGGCGGCAUUCGCACCUUUGCAAGGGCUUCCAUGCGUGGAAGGUGUUCUGUUUUGGUCGAGGCACUGCAUCGAAAAGUGCUGCGGCGGCAGAUGAGCCCAACAUCGUCGACCUGGACUACAGCUCUCGAGAAGGCGGGGAGGGGUGGUUGGCUUUGGACAUUGCAGACCGCGAGGGCCUCAAUUUGACAAGUGGGGCAUCUACGGCUCGAAUUGCGGAAUAUAAGCGGGAUGUGAAAGCAGAGUCUCUUACAUGUACAUGCCAGUUUUCUCAGAGACGCAACAGCGAUCACAGCGACCUUGACCGUGCACUGGAUGGCUCAAGCGAGCGUAAAAGCAAGUGUGCGCCAGUGCGAGGGAGCUUUGCAAUCUCGCACUGGUAG